This is a messenger RNA of Ostertagia ostertagi, 528 nucleotides long. The record is from the annotation of a GenBank genome assembly. Lineage: Eukaryota; Metazoa; Nematoda; Chromadorea; Rhabditida; Trichostrongylidae.
AUGGUGGACGCGCCUGCCACUGAUACGUCGGCUCCUCAGAAGAAAACUCUUCCGGUGGAGAGCCUCAGGCGUUUGCAGAAGUUUGAUGAAGCUUUGACUGCACUUGAAGUGGCCAUCGCUCCAAUUCUCCAAGUGGGCUUCGAUGAUCACAUGAAGCGACGCACAAAGCAGUACGUGGAACGAUUGAAAUCGAUUGAAACUCGAAAGAGUGCUCCAGGUCUGAAUAAACGAGUUGCAAAGGUAGGCAUUCGUCAGAAAUGCGUUGUGGAAGUACCUAGCAAACGCCCAAGAGAAGAUUUGCCGGAAGGAAACAAUUCUGCGGAUCAAGCAGAUUCAGAUAUUUCCGAUAACGAGGAGAUCGAACACAAUUCGGUAUCCGAGAACGAAGACAUUGAACACGAUGAUGAGGUAGAAUCAGUCAUGCCAGCUGCCGUCGAACAACCUUCGUAUGCGGUUACGAAUAUCAAAUUCGAAGAUAUUGAGCCUCCACAACGACCUGCAAGAGUAAAAACAGGGCGAAGGAAAUAG